AUGGCGAUGGAGGUUGUUCAAGUACUUCAACACUUGGGCCAUGACCAUCCAUUGAUGCUCAUAAAACCAGAGGAAACAGAUGAUAGUUGGGAUCUUUCUUGCUACGGCUGUCAACAACCAAUUUCGAUUUCGUCGUCCGCCUCCUCCUACUACGGUUGCAAGCGAUGCGUGUUUUUCCUGCACAAAUCAUGCGCCGAACUACCUCACCAUAUGACCCACCCUUCUCACCCUCAGCACCCACUCACUCUCCAUCCAAACCCAAUUUUAGGGAACGUAUGUGAUGUCUGCAGAGGUAGUGGCAACAGAUUCUUAUACCGUUGCUACGACUGCGACUAUGAUAUUGACAUUAAAUGUGCUUUGGUGGUGCUAAGUAUCCAACAGAGUAUCGAGCACACAAGUCACCCACACCAAUUGAUCCCCAUGCGAAAGGAAUCCACGUUCUCGUGUGACGCUUGCGGUAUAAAACACGAAGGCACGUCUUUCCUAUGUACCACCUGCGGAUUCUGGAUUAACCAGAAAUGUGCAUCAUCGCCUAUCAACCUCAAACUUAACAAUCACCAUCACCACACUCUAUCCCUCAUCUACAUUCUUCCAGAACGCCACGAAUGUCAAAUCUGUUCCGAAGAAAUUUGCCGAAGAAAUUGGGCUUAUUCUUGUUCUGAGUGCCACUAUCGUACCCAUUUACAUUGUGCUUUGUUGGAUAAAGGCCAUUCCACGUACACAUCCGCCUUGCAACUCUUUUCCUUUCUCCUUGUCAAUGAUUUUCUCUGUCUUUGUUUUUUUUAUUUGUUCAUAUAA
Rhododendron vialii is the source of this 798-nucleotide messenger RNA. RefSeq names its product protein VACUOLELESS GAMETOPHYTES-like. The coding region runs from base 1 to 798 and encodes 265 amino acids. Lineage: Eukaryota; Viridiplantae; Streptophyta; Magnoliopsida; Ericales; Ericaceae. The record is from RefSeq and is a predicted model, not a curated record. The transcript has a single exon.